Lodderomyces beijingensis is the source of this 930-nucleotide messenger RNA. Lineage: Eukaryota; Fungi; Ascomycota; Pichiomycetes; Serinales; Debaryomycetaceae. The record is from the annotation of a GenBank genome assembly.
AUGACUACACUACCGCGUAAGCUAAACGACCUUACGAGAGCGGAGCUCAUUCAAAAAGUUCUAGAGUCCGAAGCGGCGUUGAACGAGUUUCAAGAGUCGAGCAGAGAGUUGGAAAAGGCACUAGAGGACGAGCUUCAAGAUCUAGACGAACAAAACUCAAGCAUCAGCAAAAUUCUACAACACACAAGGAGCGAGUUGACCACGGCUAGGCGGCAUAACCACGACCUCGGUAAGGAGUUGGACUCAUUGCAGGAUAUCCUUCGUGCCAAAGAUGAAGAGAUUUCCCUCUUGCGGCAGAAAAUUGUCAACAUUGAGAUAAGCAACGACUCGAUGGAGAGCCAAGACCGCAUCAUGAAUAGCAAAUACCAGCUACAGCGAAGCUUCAACAAUGAGCUACUUGAGAAGCUCGCCAUUCUUGAAGACGAAGUCGAGCGUUCACGCAGGUCAAACAGCGAAAAAGCACUAUACAUCACCAACUACCAAAACCAAAUCAGAGAGUUGAAUGCGAAAGUAGCAAACUUGGAGAAACGCAACCUUGACUUGCUCGCGUACGAUGGCGACACGCUGAUACUAAGCAUCGGGGAAAUGUUGAAAAGCACCCCGCCGCCAAACAAGAUCCGCGACUGUUCCACCAGCUAUUCGCUGCCACUGAUGAAAAAGUCCGACUCUUUACAGAAACUAAAGAGCUUGACGCGGGACAUCGAGUCGUUUCUUGGAGGCUACAACAUCAAGAACAACAAAAACGGCGGCAGUGACCAAGUUUCAAUUUUGAAAUCACCUUCUACAACGCAAUUGAGUGCUCGGGCCGACUCCACUGCCACCCGGAGAGAUCAAAGCAACAAAAGGUUGUCUUAUAGCAGAAGAAUCUCGGAUCUACCGUCCAUCGACGGCAGUCCUUCUUCAGCUCGACGAAUAAGGGAAUUGGGAUAG